Messenger RNA from Dalotia coriaria, 2434 nucleotides. RefSeq lists its product as uncharacterized. Lineage: Eukaryota; Metazoa; Arthropoda; Insecta; Coleoptera; Staphylinidae. The transcript has 9 exons. Bases 203 to 2377 code for a protein of 724 amino acids. The record is from RefSeq and is a predicted model, not a curated record.
GUUAAUUCAGUCAGUGUCAACCUAAAAAUCAUUUUCUUUAGUUUUCAAAAUUUUCGCCUCGCACGAUGUUCCAUUCCAUGUUUUGAAUCAAAAUUCCUGUAUUUCGUCAAAUGCAGAUAUAUUGGUACUUGAUGCCAAUUUGCUGUGCUGCGAAUUAUUUUGAUUUGCCUUCGAUUCCGAGCGUCCGAUCCAAGCAGCUUAUAUGAAUCCUUUGCUCACGUUAGCCGCUUUCAAAGCAUUUACGAAAUUCACCGCUGGGAAAUGUACAAGCAACAAGUGCCUCGUCGGCAAGACGGCCAUCGUCACCGGUUGCACUUCAGGCAUUGGCUACGAAACCACCAAACAGCUGGCAUCACGCGGAUGCAGAAUCUACUUCAAUGGAUUACUUAACCUCAACGAGGACAUCAUGAACUUACUACGUUAUGCAUUCAACAAUCAAGAGCUAUACUAUCAUCAGUUGAAUUUGUCUUCUUUCAAGAGUGUACGCACGUUUUGCGAUUAUUUCAAAAAGUAUGAAACCAAGCUGGAUAUUCUUAUUCACAAUGCUGAAGGGAUGGGCCACCCACGCGUCAUUACCAGUGAUAACGUCCUACACGUCAUGCAAGUCAAUCAUUUAAGUCCCUUUCUUAUGACUCAUUUAUUGCAAGAUCAGCUGAAAGCCUCCGAAGGAAGUCGGAUUAUAUUUGUGGGUAAUGUCAUUGCUUAUUUCGGAACAAUGUGGCGGCCAAACAGUCUUAACAGUGUGGAGAAUUCCGAUAACAAACUGAUGAAUCUCUUGGAUUUUUACAACAGCAAAUGUUGUCAGAUGGUUACUGCCAGCAUGAUAGCCAAAAAAUUGCGGCCACACAAUAUCACGUGUAAUGUCGUGUAUCCCGGUUGGGUCGAUAUUGAAGACCGGAAAGUUCACAAUAAUGUUCAAGCCGGUAAUUGGUAUUAUGACACGUGCAAGAUUAUUUUAGAUGCAUGGAUUUAUAUUUAUGGCAAAACAAGAUUAGAAGGGGCGCAAAUGGCAUUACAUGCUGCUCUAGCACACGAACUUGCUCAUACAACCGGAAGAUUUAUCAUUGAUAACCAGGUCAUUCCUUUGCCCUAUUACACUCAUCGGAAAGAGUUCUGUGAGGCCAUAUGGGAACUAUCCGAGUCAUUAAGUAAACUUCGCCCGGAAGAAAAAUACGAGUUCAGCGUGACACGUUCCGAUGUUCUGACGUUUAAGAUGAAUGCGUUAUUAGCGCUGGGUGCCCUCAAAGUGUAUCUGAAAUGGUCAUCGGGUUGGUGCACCGAAACCAUUGCCCAGACCGGGAAAACCGCUUUGAUUCUAGGCGCUAGUAAACAUCCAGGUUAUGAAAUUGCUGAAAAUUUAGCUGGGCGUGAUUGUCGUAUCAUCAUUGCGGACGAUGACAAGCUUGAUAGUACCCGCGAUAAGAUUAUUGAAUCCACGGGGAACCCGAAGGUAGAAUACAAGUAUGUCAACCUGUACAAGUUGCAGAGUGUGCGUAAUCUCGCGGAGGAUUUGAAGAAAAAUGAACCUCAACUGAACAUGUUGAUUUUUACUGACCACGUGUCGGGGCUGGACCAGAAACCAACCGAGGACGGUUAUCUUAAAGUAGUGCAGUAUAAUCAUUUAGCUCCAUUUUUAUUAACCUAUGAGUUGACAGAUUUAUUGAAGAAGACUGUCAACAGUCGAGUAAUUUUUCGAAGUAACAUUUUGUCAUAUAUGCAUAAAAUCUACUCACCCGCUGACAUCAACCGAUCGCCCACCAAUCGUAGUCAACUUUUGCAUGACUUCUUCGAAUACAGCAAUAGUAGUGCGCUCACAUUAAUGACAAUGAAGUGUUUUGCCGACAUGUUAUCCGAACAUCGGGUAUACUGCUGCGCUGUACAUCCAGGUUUCAUGAACAUGACCUUGUUUGAUAUCACCAAGGAUGUUGAGUGGAACAAGAAGAAUGCAAUUUCUUCACUAAUAUUUGGAAAAGCCAUUCCGUCAUUUCUCAAAUUUUUUGGCAAGAACAAUCUAGAAGGAGCCCAGACUGCAAUCUAUGCAGCUGUGACACCAGAAGAACGCGAAAUUGCUGGAAAAUUCCUCGCUGAUUGCAAGAUGAUCAUGCAGCCACCUUCAGCCCAGAUGCGCUUGUUCCGAACGAAAAUUUUUGAUGAGACUAAACGCAUGGUCUUGGCUCAAAAUAAAAUCUCAAAGCCACCGUCCAGUAUGAUGCCCCCAAUGAAAGUCCAAGAGUCAUCUAUGCCCAUUUCUGAUAUUCACAAAACUCCUCCACCUUCCCAAGGUCUUCCAAACCAACCGGAAACUACUAUGGACGAGGAGAGUAAAAAAAUGAGUGAUAGAAGCGUUCAGAAACGAAGUUCCGCUGCUAAAUCUUAAACCCUCAAAGGUUCAAUUAUUCCAUAAAAAAAAUCAUCCAAAUUGCAUGUUCAUAUU